Dovyalis caffra is the source of this 534-nucleotide messenger RNA. The record is from the annotation of a GenBank genome assembly. Lineage: Eukaryota; Viridiplantae; Streptophyta; Magnoliopsida; Malpighiales; Salicaceae.
AUGUCAGGCUUUUGUAUCACAAAAGCAGGACGUGGCGGUGGCAGUGGCAAUAGCUGUGGCACAGGAACUAAAUGCGGGCGUUGGAAUCCUACUACCGAACAAGUUAAACUUCUAACUGACAUGUUCAGGUCAGGGCUUCGAACCCCAAGUACCGAUGAGAUCCAAAACAUCUCCACUCAGCUUAGUUUUUAUGGCAAGAUCGAGAGCAAGAACGUUUUUUACUGGUUUCAAAAUCAUAAAGCCAGGGAAAGACAGAAGCGACGCAGAGUUUCUGUUGAUGAGAAGGAUGUCAUGAUGCGUCGAGAUGACAAGUUUUCUUCUGCACAAUAUUUUACUGAGAUAAAUCAUGUGAAUGAACCAGAACGAGUGAUCGAGACUCUUCAACUUUUCCCUUUAAACUCUUUUGAUGAAGCGGAGCCAGAGAAGUUCAGGUUGCAAGCAAAUGAAUGCAAUGAAGCUGCAGCUGCAUUUUCUUAUAAAUUUGGUUCCGAAAUGGAUCUUCCACAACUAGAUCUACGAUUAAGCUUUCUGUAA